AAAGGUAAACGUAGUCUUUACUGUGGAGCUAGGACCGUGUUUUUUUAAAUAUAAAAACAUUUUAUUUAUUUGUAUUUUUGACACCAACAUGGGGACGAUGCCGUAAGAUCCAAGUCAAGAGAUCAUGGGAAUUUUAGGACAGCACAGAGGAAAAAUAUUUAAUCUUCAGGAGUAAUGCUGAAGUACUACGAGAGGAAAAAAAUUGCAGCAAACUGAUCAGUGUUCUUCAGCACUGAAACUGGACAGUUUCUAACCGAGAACGAAGACAGCAUUCAAGUGCCUAUAGGGCAGCAGUACAAUGAACUCUGUACUGCCACAGUCCUCUCAACAGGACGAGCUUUACAACAUCCUAUUCAGAAGACAACAACUCCAAAACCGACUCCAGUUUCUAAAGGAGAUCCAGAAGAAGAACAACAGAAUAGAUGGUUCCCUUGCAAGCGAAGAGGGCCCGUCAGAGGUGGAAAGAAUAGAGGAGGAGUUGAAGAACCUGGAGGAGAAAGAAAAGGAGCUUCUUAAAAAUAAAAAGACCCAGGCAGUGCCUGCCAAUGUGCCCACCAAAACAGUACAACCCACAGAGCCUGGCAAUGAUGGGGAAACAGAUGGAAAAGCUUCAAUGCAAGCAUUCUAUGUUCUCCCCUUUUCUCCCACUGAAACAAUUUCUACCUAUAUUCUUGUGGAAGACGAAGAACCAGAGCCCGUAACAGAGCAACCUAAACCUCCAGAACCUGUCAAAGAACAGCCAAAAAAUUUAAAGUCAGAGACCCCAGAGAAGACCAUAGACAUUGAUGAUCUGGGCACGGGCCCUGCAACAGUGAAGUGCCCCUCCUGCCAAAAAAUUGGCAUCACUGAGAUUCACUACAAAUUGGGCAGCAGUGCUUUCCUGUUUUGCUGUCUCAUAUCUGUGAUUGGGUGUGUAGCUGGGUGCUGCCUGGUCCCAUUUUGUAUGAAACGCUUUAGAGAUGUUUCUCACAGGUGCUCAUCCUGUCACAAAAAAAUCUGUAAUGUAGAUAGAUUUUGAGGCACAGACGGUGUCAUUUGGUUCCUGGUCUGUGACAGUAUGACUGAAGGUCCCCCAGAAAAGACUGGAACUGGAUUUUUAUCCAAAAUCUUUGGACGGGACUGUUCGGGAAAAACAAAAGGAACUGUACUCAGGUUCAGCAACUGACUAUUUAACCAUAUUUCUAUGGUACAGAUCCUUACAUGCAGGGCCCAACGCUCGCAAAGCAAAAUUUAAUUUCAAAGUUAAAAGUGGUGAGUAAAAAGGACUUGAAUGGAAACUUUAUAAAGAACUUCAAUAGUUUAAAUUGAGGUUUAAAGCUUGUUCUAUUGAAUUUGCGAAGUGGCCUUCCAAAAAUGCUGAUAUUCAGUAUGUCAGCACUAGGAUCCUUCACUGUUUGCAUCUCUCUGAGCAAAUGACUGAUACGACACUUUAAGGCUAACAUUCGACGCAUCACUAUAUUUUAUUAAUAUGAUCUGAUGUAUUUUUGUGAUAUGAAAGAAAUAUAUGUAUGCGUAUAUAUAGAAGUUAUAUGUACACUGUAAAACUUUGCUGUAGUUUUGUGGCAGGUUUGCCAGUAACAUACUGUAGAUUUUAUUUACAAUUUUGUUUUAAACAUAAACUUACCUAGUUCUUAUAUUUUCAUUCAUUAAACAAGACUAAAUAUUUUAGGUCCAUUUUCUUGUUAUAACGUAUCAUAAUUUAAUACGUUUGAACUAUUUUUACUAGAAAACAAAACUGCUUAGGAAGAAUGUCGUUUUUUGCAGUGUUGCUGUGCAGUGCCAGUGAUGAGACCAGUCUCUUUAUAGCUCAUUUUGAAUCUCAAAUGUCAAAGUGUUUUAUUUUGAUUAAAGAUGAACUCAAAUUGAAAACACUAAUAGGAAAGUAUUAAGUAGUAAUUCAAUCUACAGUAAGUUGCUGGCAAACCUGCUGCGAAACUACAGCAAAGAUGUACACAGUGUAUAAUGUUAACCAGAGAUAAUAUUUUACUUACCAAAAACGUGAAAAAAAAUCUUUCUAGAAUCCAUAGAAAAUUUUAAGGGAAUUCAUGGUAAAUACAAACUGGAAAAAACAACCGUCUACACACCCUAUAGGACUUUUAAUCAUUAUUUUAUAUACUCUACCAUAAAUCUUGAAAGUCAUCAAGAGCCCAGGUACCAUUUGCACAGAUACAUCAUUUUUGUAAAGUUUAAAGUGUAAAGUUUACUCUCUUACUGUAUGUACAAAGGUCUCUUAAGACACAAAUAAAGUAAUAACAGACACGUUUUGCAUGUCAUUCCUCUGGUAUAUUUAAGAGAUUUUAAACAUCCUCUACGACAGCAUUUGCACAAUACAUCUCAUUGACACAUGAUGGCAUAUAUAUAUAUACCUGUAUCUUUAAAACUAUUCACAAAUUAGAGCUCAUGGAGGCGUCGAACAUGUAUAAAAAUAUGUAUUACAUCCAUUCAAAUAUAUACACAAUGUGCAAAACAAAUGGCAUACAAAUGAUGAUUGAGCUCCCGCUUUGUGGGAGUAAAUAUUGCCCAGUGUCAUCACCACUGAUAGAUAAUAUACAUUAAUAUCCUUAAAAAGGGCAUGACAGUUAUAUAGAUGAGUCCAGCAGACAUUGUUGAAGGAAGGGCUAGAUACAGUAGAACUUGCGCUUAAGCUUGACAGCAGCUGAGCGUUGACAUUUUGCAGAAGUUUGCAGUUCUCAGCUAAAACAAACAUCCAUGCAAAUAAGUGAUGUAAGACCAAGUUGAUGUUUUGAUAUCUGAUCAACUGCAUAUACCAUGUACAAUACAGCACUGUGUAUAAAACACAAGUUUGUUGACUUAUUGCUUUGCUCUCCAACAGUCCUUUUUAUAUCGAUAACAGUGCUAUUAUAUCGACACAAUUCCUCUUUUUGUCUCACCAGAAGAAAGAAGUUCUCACAAAAUUCAACAGACUCUUAACCACCCAAAAUUACAGCAUAGUACAAUAUUUGGCCUCUUUGGUAACUGUUUAGUUUGAAUGCCAUUAAAGCCCUAAAACACAAGAAGCAUCAAUUGUUGAAAACUAGUAGGGCCGGUGUUCAAUAUUUUUCACUUAUCUGAGAUUUCAUAGACAUUUCAUAGGUGUACAUGAUAUAUUACACCAGGCUCCAAACGGACAUGUGUGUUUUAACUAGAUCUGUCCUUAACGCUACAGUACACAUGGCAUUUUUUCUUUUCUGGAGAGGCCACAAUUUGGGCAAUAUGCAGAACAAACAGUACCAAGCCUUAAAAACACAGCCGAUGAAUUCUCAGGCCUCUGAGCUAAUGACGACAGACAGACGACAGAAGCAAAACCGCUGAUAAAAGUUUUUAUAAAAGCUCAUCUGUAAAGGUGCUCUGCUGCCGUGCGAUUGAUCCAUGAUGAACCGUUCAUCACUGCGGCAUGAAAGUGCUGUACAAACAAAAUAUAAAUCGACACAAUCGGAUCAAUUUCCCUUUGGAUCGAACAUAACUUGCACAUAUGGAUGUGAGUGGCAGUGAACAUGUAUUGCCUUGCUUAAAGGGAUAGUUCAACAAAAAAUGAAAAUUCUGUCAUCAUGUACUCAUCCUCAGAUUAUUCCAAAUUUGUAAAAAUGUAUUCGUUCUGCUAAACCCAAAGAAAGAUGUUUGGUCAGUAACCAAACAGAUGUUUGGGGGUCCAUGGGGGAUGACAUCUGUUUGGUUACUGACAUUCUUCCAAUUAUCUUCCUUUGUGUUCAGCAGAACGAAGAAAUUUAGACAGGUUUGGAACAACCUGAGGGUGCGUAAAUUAUGACAGCAUUUUUUCGGGGGUAAACUAUCCCUUUAAAGCAGGGGUGUCCAAUGUCGGUCCUGGAGGGCCACUGUCCUAAAGAGUUUAGCUCCAACUUGGCUCAACACACCUGUUUGGAAGUUUCUAGUCUGCUUUGUGAGACCUUGAUUAGCUGUUCAGGUGCGUUUGAUUAGGGUUGAAGCUAAACUUUGCAGGACACCGGCCCUCCAGGACUGACUUUGGACACCCCUGCUUUAAAGGAACGUGAAUGUUAAAAAUACAUCCAGAGCAGGAAAUAAAACGGUACAAUUUUCCAUGAGGUGGCUAAAGAUAGCACAUGAAAAAUAAGUACAGAUGUAAUUCUGAAAACAACAAACAGAAAAACCUAUGACAAAAGGAUGUGCUUCUCUGAAAGAUAUUACAUCGAGUCGAUUAUUCACAUGCUGCAAAGAUAUUUCAUUUAUACAGAUAUUUCAUUUAUACAGAUAUUUCAUUUGGAACGUCUGUAGGCAUUUUUCUUUUGGGACUCUUUCCAGAACAAAAAAAAAACAGACCACACAUACACACAUACAUAAACAAACAAA
Triplophysa rosa is the source of this 4326-nucleotide messenger RNA. RefSeq names its product lipopolysaccharide-induced tumor necrosis factor-alpha factor homolog. Bases 299 to 1018 code for a protein of 239 amino acids. The record is from RefSeq and is a predicted model, not a curated record. Lineage: Eukaryota; Metazoa; Chordata; Actinopteri; Cypriniformes; Nemacheilidae. The transcript is spliced from 7 exons. Gene Ontology annotation, molecular function: zinc ion binding.